AAGCCGAAAGGAUUGAAAUUGUACCUGCUCAUUAAUUGAAAUGAUCUAAAAGAUAGUUAUAUGAACUAAUAGAUUAAAUAUAAUAAACUCUGACACAAGCAGAGAGAAAAAUAAGGAAAAGAGAAAGGUCUAUCGAACAGAUGACGUGUCUUAUCGGGUCUUUGCAGCUUCCUGGUCUAUGUAAACAGUGUGCAGCGCUCUUAUACAAAUCUAGAAAAUGUCGAAAGUAACGUUUAAAAUCACUCUGACGUCGGACCCUCGGUUACCUUAUAAAGUAUUAAGUGUGCCUGAGAGCACGCCGUUUACAGCAGUUUUAAAGUUUGCAGCAGAAGAGUUUAAAGUGCCUGCAGCCACCAGUGCCAUCAUUACAAACGAUGGCAUCGGAAUCAACCCCGCGCAGACAGCAGGAAAUGUGUUCCUGAAACACGGAUCAGAGCUUCGCAUCAUUCCCAGAGAUCGAGUUGGAGAAAGACACUGUCCAAGGAUGUGACUGGCCAGUGAAGUUCUGUCACUGUUCUGUGCAUUUAUUGUCCGGCCUUGUCAACUCUCACCUGCUCUAACAAACACUGAUGCAGUUACAAAUCUGUCAGAGUGCCUCAGAGAUCUUACAGUGCCCAACCUCCACCCACCAAAGGUCUAUGUUUGCAGGACAUAAAUGACAAAGAACAAUUAUUUUUGUGCCCCAGAAUUUAGAAAGACUAGAUACAACUCUGGUCUCUCACAACACUUUCCAUAUUUUCUAGUGACGUUUCAGACGGUCUAGUUGUUUAUGGUCAUUGUAUUCAUAACACACAUUUUCAAAAUCAAUUUAAUGUCUUAAAUGUGCCAAGUUUGCAUCAGAUUAUUUCAAAUACUGGUGAUAUAUAUAUCAUUACCACUUUAAUGUUUAUUUACCAGUGGUCGAAAUGUAUUUAAUGUAAGAUGAGGCAAAUUGGCUGAAAACAGUGGUUGUCAGAUAAUAAAAAUGUCAAUGUGAUGAAAUUCAUUACACUGCCAUUUUGUAGGCCCCUAAAUAUAUAAAAGUAGGGGUACACAAUAAAGCUCUAAAUAGGUUACAACACAAGCAUUUCACAAUAAACUUACUAUGGAAAACCCAUGUUUAGUGAAUUAACAUUAUCUUCCCAUAGGUAUUAAAAAUUGCAAUGUUGCAUAAAUCAAUUUGACGUCUCUGAUUGUCAUUUCUAAAAGUCCACAUUCGUAACUUCACAAGUCACUCAAGUCAGCAGUUCUUUUCUUGCAUUAAGGUUGAAAACCAUCGCUUACUGCAAAAUCUGAACAGAGCAUUAGACUGAUAAAGGACAGGCCUCUAUCCUAUGCACUUACACCCUGCAUUAGUACUAGGCAGUGGAGGAGGUUCUCACUAUUCUGUCGGAUUUCAUAAUGGAUCUUUCAUUUGUUUUAAUGAAAGAGCAGGCAUGCAGUGCCCUUUCCCUGCCACUUAUUACUGAGGAAAGGGGAGAAGUUCAUUAUAACAGCAAGGCCAACAUUAUUCAAACGCAGACAUGCUACUCUGGAUAACAUUUGAAAAGGCAUGGCUUGCCUCCAGCCUUAUUUGGCAGGAAAUUAGGCGGUUUGUUAAUUAGCCAUGGAGCAAUUUGUGCUUUUACAGAAACGAAUGAACUUGCUCACAUAAAUAAUUAUUUUUAAAUAAAUGUUAUUACAAAUACUCUUGUAGAUGUAUUUGCCUUGUGCUUUAAAAGAAGAAAGCUUUAAACACAAUGUCUGUUUUUGUACUUUCCAUUGUGCAAUUCAAGACCUUUUGAACUUUUUGAAUUGAA
Messenger RNA from Xyrauchen texanus (razorback sucker), 1778 nucleotides. RefSeq names its product ubiquitin-fold modifier 1-like. Gene Ontology annotation, biological process: protein K69-linked ufmylation. NCBI's taxonomy places the organism in Eukaryota, Metazoa, Chordata, Actinopteri, Cypriniformes, Catostomidae. The transcript has 6 exons. The coding region runs from base 218 to 490 and encodes 90 amino acids. The record is from RefSeq and is a predicted model, not a curated record. Gene Ontology annotation, cellular component: nucleus; cytoplasm.